AUGCCGCAUUGCACAGAAUGUGGCCUUCUCGUGCUGUCGGUACAAGCUCUUCAGAUACACAAUACAAUUGUGCAUAACUUAUCUAACUCUGCAGUAUUUAGAUGUAAAGAAAAUGAUUGUUUCCGCGAUUUUACAACGUGGAAUGCAUUCAAGAAACAUUUACUUUUCGCGCACAGCUGUUUUUUAAAAACUCCAUCCCAGGAACGACAUUGUAGAGACCGUUCUAAAGAGCCCGAAAUAGGGAAUGCAGACUACGAUGAACCUAUCAUUGAUGAUUCUGCUAUUGCAACACAUAAAUUUUGGGAAUCGCCAUCCGAUUCUAUGCAAGAACAACUGCAUGACAUCGUACUUUCGUUUUGCACAAAAUUAUACGCGACACCUGAUUUACCUCGUUCGUAUGUUCAGUUAAUGGUUGAGAGUACAAAAGAGUUAAUAAACGCAAUGACUGCCAUUAUAAAAUCAGCGUUAAUCUCAACGUCGGAAAACAGAGCUGAAUGUAACGUUACAAUAACGGAGUUCACAGCAGCUUUGGAUGCAAUGUCCGCACCCUUUGAGUUGCUAGCGACUGAACAUCGGCGUUUCAAUAUCUUCAAAGAGAAAGGCGACUUUAUACUUCCCGAAAGUUACGUUGUGGGCGAAACUGUAGAAGAUAAACUUAUCAAUGGUAGAAUAAUAAAAGAAACAAGUCCCGUAUAUGCACAGUUCAUACCAUUGCGGAAAACGUUGCACUGCUUUUUCAGUCUCCCAGGAGUGCUAGAAUCUGUUCUCAACUACAUGACGGACUUAUCAGAACAGUCUGGGAUUCUGUCGAAUUUUGUUCAGGGAGAACUGUGGCAACAAAAAAUCAAACAUAAUUUCUCUGGAAAAACUGUCAUCCCGCUAUUUAUUUAUUAUGACGAUUUUGAAGUGAAUAAUCCUCUAGGAAGUCACGCUGGAAUACAAAAGUUAGGAGGCGUUUACUGUACGAUCCCAUGCCUACCACCCGAAUUUAAAUCCACGCUUGAAAAUAUUUUUCUCGUGUUGCUUUUCCACGCGGAUGAUCGAAAAGCUUUCGGAAAUGAAAGUAUUUAUCGUAUCCUCAUUGAUGAAAUAAAUUUUUUACAAGAGUACGGAAUUACUUUACAGUUGAAAGGAAUAGAUAAAACUAUUUUCUUUGCCUUGGGAUUGUUCACUGGAGAUAACCUGGGAAUAAAUUCAGCUUUUGAUUUCGUGGAAAGCUUCAGGGGAACUCAUUUCUGUCGGUUUUGCAAUCUUUCUGGCAAAGAGAUGGCUACUGAUUUGAUUGAAAGGAAAGAAAAAUUAAGACGUGUUGGAGAAUAUGAAAAAGACCUCGAAAUGGGACUGACUUUGAGUGGUAUAAAAAAACGCUCAAUUUGGAAUGACGUAAAUUUCUUCCACAUUUACGAAAACUUUUAUGUGGAUCCGUUACAUGACUUGUCUGAAGGAGCUUUUAAAUAUGGCAUGGCUCAUGUACUUCAUUACUACAUUUUUAAUGCAAAUAAAAAAAUACCACUCGAAGUAUUAAACGAAAGAAUGCGCACUUUCAACUAUAAUGCCAAUAACAUAACGAAUAAACCGCCGCUUAUUCGUUAUAGCGAAAUUAAAGACAAAAAGCUCUCAAUGACAGGUAGUGAAAUGGUAAAUUUUGUCUAUAUUUUUCCUCUGCUCAUUGGCGAUUAUGUUUCUCCGGAUGAAGUGUGGGAAUUUUACUUGACACUCAGAAACAUUUAUGACAUUGUUGCAGCAAAAGACAUUCAACCGGGAUGUUACAUUCAACUCGCCAACUAUGUUACUGAACACCAUAGAUUAUAUAUUAAAUUAUUUAAAGAUAAUCUAAAAGCCAAACAUCAUAAUAUGGUACACUAUGCCAGAAUAAUGCAAAAGUCAGGGCCAAUAAUUGCUCUAAGCACAAUAAGAAACGAAUCGAAAAAUAGACAAUUCAAACAAAGCGCUAAUUCCACAUACUCUCGACGGAAUAUAACGUAUACUCUCGCUUUGAAAGAAACUUUUAGAUUAUUUUUUAGACAGCUGUGCGAGCGAGGACUUGUUUCAAAAUUUGAGGUAGGACCUCAUAGUCUUAUGGACCAAAUAUGCCUUGAGGAAAUUGCAAACUCAUUACCGGCUGUAGAAUUCCAAAUUAAUACUUAUAUCAACGUGCCGUGG
Messenger RNA from Temnothorax curvispinosus, 2163 nucleotides. RefSeq lists its product as uncharacterized. Lineage: Eukaryota; Metazoa; Arthropoda; Insecta; Hymenoptera; Formicidae. The transcript has a single exon. The annotation marks the transcript as partial. The record is from RefSeq and is a predicted model, not a curated record.